CUGUGUAUAUAUAAAGUGGCAAACCCCGGAAACGUAGUCGCUUAAAGGGACAGAGAAAGCAUUUCAGGCAAAGGUUGGAACAACGAAAACAGCUGCGAGCACAAAAAAGACAGGCAGAGAGAGGAAGGGACGUAGUCGGCCAACUAGCGAGCUAGACAGAGAGGGAGGACGAUAAACUGCCCGAGUUUUUCACCCUUUAAGUCUGGUUUCCAACGGUUGUUCCUCUCGAGCUCGAUUUACGUGCUUCAACGUCUGCGACCUGGAAUUAGACAACGCACAGUCAACACCGCAGGGAGAGAGAUAACAAAAAGGCCAAACUACCAAACGACAAGGACGCGUCAGACUGAGCCACCAGGCUGUGUUUUUCCCUUCUGAGUCCUCUUUUUAUGAGGUGAGUUGGCUCCUCGGUUUUAACAAGCUAGCUCUACCUGUUUAAUCUCCUGAAUGUGCACUUAGCAUAGCUGUCUGUGGAAAAAUGGACAACGAAUCGGGUCGUUAAACUACAGUUAAACGUUUGAACUCUGAACCUUCAGGCUGUCGCAGUUGGAAAUGUAUUUAUUAAGUAAUCUUUGAAAUCUGGGAAAAGAAUGAGCAGAAUCCAGCCUGAGCCAGUUGAUGAGCUGACAGUAGCUUGCAGGGCGUAGGGGGCGUUCCCCUGCUUUGUCUGCUCCAUACACUCUUUCUCUAUGUGUGUGUGUGUGUGUGUGUGUGUGUGUGUGUGUGUGUGUGUGUGUGUGUGUGUGUGUGUGUGUGUGUGUGUGUGUGUGUGUGUGUGUGUGUGUGUAAGGGUGAUAGUAAAAAGUGAUAUCUCGUAAAUCCCACUGUAUUAACCACCAAUACGGAUUUGUGCCUCAUCUAAGUGUAUAUAAAAAAACUAUGAUUCUGUUAUGACUGCACACUCAUGCACACCAAGCAUUGUGUUCCUGUGGAUGUUCGAGCUCAUGCAUCAUGUAUCUGAGAUGAUGACUGCAGUAGGAGGAACGGUGAUGAUCACUGUAAAGCUUACAGCAGAGAGGAUUGAGUGAUGUGGGCGCAUUGUUCCACUGGAUUGCACAUGGGAGUUGCAUUGCUUCAUGCAGGGGAGGAAGCACUGGUGUUGGCCCAGCAUGUAUAAAACCUAUGAAGUGUUCAUGUACAAUCAGUUGUUACUGUGGUAUAUAUAUGCUCAGCUGUAAUGCACUGCUUCCCAUUGUCCUGACAAACAGGGCAUCAUGGCAUUGACAUACACAUUAGGCACACGUGUAUGCAUCUGCACUCACUCUACAAUUCCCAUAUAGCGCACGUGCAUAUAGGAUUCCACCAGCUGUCUCACAUGUAUGGAAACAUAGGAUUUUUUAUGCAUACACACACUCACACACACACAAACACAUGCACACUUUGCAGCAGCAAAAUCCAUCUGCAUGUCCACAUUUUUCUCCCUCUCCUGCUUGUCCUUGCAUUGCUCUGACAGCUACCCCCCACCUCCCAUGUCUGGGAGAAACGAGUGGGCUUUGUCCUCAGCUGAGUGUGACGUCAUGCAGAUCUUUGCAGCAACCAACCCUGAAGGCGAGGUGCAUGCUGUUCAGCAGGCCUGGGUCCUAGGUCUGGGCUUGCCCCAAUGUACAAUCAGUCUUUGACUUGUGUUCCUAAACACUGAAGUACACAUGGAUAUAAAAGAUCUCUUAUUCAGUCUGUUCAGCUGAGACAAAGAAACCUAGAAAAUCCUCUCUCAGCAAAGGAAAAGAAAGGGAGAGAAUGAUCAAAAACCCAGCGAGGAUGCGUGUGGGACAUUUUAAACAUGAAAGACAAACAACACCAGGAAUCCCCUGUGACCACCAGUCUGUUUGCUUACCUCGAUUUGCGUUUCAAUAAAUAUCAAACCUCAGGAAAAAGCAAUCUUCAGUUCUGGAUUAUUUGCCUUCUAAGUGAAGUAAGAGUCUGGUCCUCAGUGUCAUGUUUUCAUGGUAAGGUAGAACCAUCAGUACCUUGUUAGGCCAUUUAGAAGAGGAGUGUAUCAUAGUCAACAUGACAUUAACUCGAGUCUUGUAAUACUGUACGAGCCCAGUUUCUGUUGAUUAUGUCUGAAUAGAUUAGGCCAGGACUAACAAUGUUACAGCCUCUGCCAAGCAUUAGUCUACCAGUAGCACUUCUUACCCCUCAGUUAUCAGGUGGUAGACUGUACAGUUUUAUGCAUGUGUAGUUCAUUUUAUACUACUAAUGAAGGGUGGUGGAGGUUGAGGCCUUGGAGGUGGGGAGCUGCUUCCAUAUGAACAAGGAUUAAUUUAAGUCAAUAAAAACAAAGACGUUUUGAUAUUUAGGUGAUCAUACAUUAAUGUAAACAUAAUUCUAAAUCUUAUAUCCAAUUUCUACCAGGUGUAUUCUGCCAAAUGUCAGUAAUACACACUACAGCUUUAAGGGUCAUUCCAUCAUCCUUUGUGCACAUAACCUAUGUUUUAAAAUAAGGAAUAUACCCUCUGUUCCUUUUUAUGAAUAUACGACUUGAGUGGUUAUGGUUCGUGGUUGCAGUUCUCCUUUUUUAGUGCCUGAACCUGGCAGCACUUUGAAUAUUUGUGUGUUGGGGGUGGCUAUUAAAUGCUUUGAGCUGAUGAAGGCUUGUUGUCAGCCCUCCAAUGUGUCUCUGCAGGAUUUGAUGUCAGAGAUUACACAUGAUUAUGUGGGUUAGAUCCAGUUCUCAACACUGCUCUGGGGCUAUAUUGAUCUCCCUCUCUCUCUCUCGUGAUCUCCCUCUCUCUCUCUCGUGUGUGUGUGUGUGUGUGUGUGUGUGUGUGUGUGUGUGUGUGUGUGUGUGUGUGUGUGUGUGUGUGUGUGUGUGUGUGUGUAUGUGUUUGCAUGAGUUGUUGAGUUGUGGUUGCAUCAUUAUUAGAGUAAAAUUAUCUCUAUUAAAUUAAGAGCCUCUGGCCUAUUAAGGGUUUAUAGGGUUAGGGUAGGUGGCCUCAUCACAAAUAUAGUUUUGUAUGCAUAUGCUAUUAAUCAGUGUCAUAGCAAAUUCAUGUAUUUUUAAUACAUUGCCUUUAGCUAUCACCAAGAACUAGUGCUGGCAAGUAUGCUGACAGGAGAAAUAAAAUUAAAGAGACUCUGUCUCUAAAGAUAAGGAAGUAACACUUGGUCUUACAAGCUUCUUGUUAAUGUAUCAGCACUUAACAGUUCAGUCUACUAAAGAUGUUUUCAAAUAAAUGUCAUCUUUUUCAUUUAAAAGAGUCAACACAAUUUAAAUAUAGAUAUUUACUUGAUGUGUUGUUUGUGGAUGCAGAAACCUGUUGACAAAAGUUAAAAAAAAAAAAAAAAGAUAUACAGGAACAUAGUAAUAUCUUAAUAACUCUGAUCUAGGCCCCUCAGGGAUUGAAGACCUUUUUAGGUUUAAUCUGAUAUGGUUUAAUCUGGUUUGGUUCAGUCCAGUUUGGUUGGUUUGGAUCAGUUGGUUUGGUCUGGUGUGACUUAGUUGUGUUCAGCCUGGUGUGCUCCAGUUUAUUCUCUGUGUUUGAGAAUCACUUCAAAGAGCUAAUGAGUGACGUUUGCAUGACUUUAGAUAAAAGAUAAAACUAACGAGAUGAUAGGUCUGAAAACAAUUAAAACUGUGCACAUGUUGCAUGCAGUCUCAAAGUUAAGAUCUCAAACCAUCAAACAUCUUCAACAGGCUGUUUAAUAUGAUAAAAUCAUCGUUGAGAUCAUGCAGUUCAAGUGGUGUGGGGACAUGGUUUCCUUCUGUCUUUCAAAACCACAGCCUUUGUCUAAAAUAGCACCUUUGCAGCAUAGACUGUAAAAACUGAAACCCUCCCUCUACUACCUUGGAUCUUUCACACACACACACACACACACACACACACACACACACACACACACACACACACACACACACACACACACACACACACACACACACACACACACACACACACACACACAUACACACAUGCAAUAACUCCACUGAGUGUCAGGCUUACCACCAAAGGUUAAAGGUCAGUUAGUCCACUUAACAGUCUGUCAGUAACUGAAACAAGUAAUUCCUCCUUCAAAUUCGCACUUAUACUAGGCAACUCUAAGUCUAUAGCCUUAGCAAACUGUCAUAAAUAGAUUAUGAUGUAUUCAUAGGGAACUGCUGAAAACGCCAAUGACAAACAAUAAAUGGGGAAUGAGUGAGCAUGUAAAAGGUAAGGGAAAGAUAAUAGUAUCAAAGUCUAUUUUAAAUGAGAGCACAAAGCAGUACAGCUUCUGCUCGACCUUGUAAGUGGAAUAUUAUGAGGACUGAAAUUAAGUUGGUGUUUCAACCAUUUAUGCUCCCGCAAUCAUCACUGCAUGAGUAGAAUACUUGCAGAAUGGAAUUAUUAAGAGCUGGCCCAAAUGAAAUAGCUACAUGCUGCUGAUUUAUCUCUCUUUCAUUCAUCAACAGAUCUCCAAAUAGAUUGCUAUACCUCCUUCUCUUUCUCCAUUCACCAUAUGUUGUAGUAAUGAGUCACCAGUAUUGCGUGUUUUUAAGAUACAAUCUUGAGUUUUUUCUCCUGCUCCUUCUACUCACAGCAAACAACUUGAGCCCACAUAGAGCAAGAGAAUGGCAGGGCAGCAGUAUCACCUGCUGAAUAAAUCAAGAUGGUUUGACAUUACACCCUGAGAGGCAAAGGGCUGUGAUAUCCAGUUCUGAACUGAGAGUUUUACCUCUGGCUGUAUUUGUGCUGGCAGCUCAUCCUUGUGAUUUAAUGAUUUACACAUUUAUCAAGCAUUUAAUUGAAUAAAAAUGAGUAGGAAAAUUGUUGGGUUGAACAUAUUAUUUGAUAGUGUCACUUUGAGUUCAGGGUAGAUUUGAAAACUAAAAUUAAAUACUUCCAUUUGUUGUUUUUGAAAGCCAAGGAGUCAUUAAUAAAACAUGGGUUCAAAUAAAGAACUGCCUCUUUGGUGUCAUUGAUAUAACAAAUAUGUGUUGAAUCCACCGCUGGGAGUCUUGAGGGUCGAUUGAGAUUCAUUCUACUCCUAAUGGAUGUCUUAAUGUGCUUACGUACAUGUUAUUUACAAUUCUAUAUGGAGCAUAUGAGCCUUUGAGUCUGUGGAAAUGGCUGCCAUCAUGCAAGCCUCAGAAUCAAUGAGUAGAUGUUGGAAGGCAGAUGUAUCGCGCUUCAUUAUAUAGGUCAGGUCACCACAGAGCUUAUGAAGCUAAGACCUGUUCACUCUCUGCCCCUCUCCCUUUCGACCUUGUCUCUUUUCCUCCAUCCAUUACUCUCUGGUAGAUUGUCAUUUGUCUCACAACCCUCACCAAGCACCACAGCAACCCCCCUCCACUCCUGAGUGCUGCUUUUAUUCCCAUCUCUUCAUCUUGUCAAGGCUGAGAAUGAAUGGCAUGCCCGGGCCUUUGCAUGCAUCAUCUGUCACUUACACUACAGUAUUUAAAAUAUGUCUCUUCAGAAAACUGUUCGAUCUACUAUUGGUAAUUUAUCAGUGAUAUUAUUAUCUUAUAAACUGUAUGUAUUUUUGGAUGAGAAGACAUUAAAACCCUUCAAAUUUCACUGACAUAGUGAUCUGAACAGUAACAUGUUUGGGCUGGUUGAGAUAGCAGGUCAAAAAGUUAUAUUCAUGAUAGUUUGAGAAGAGCAAAGAAUUGUGGAUAUUCUGAAAGCAUUGGUAGGUCUCUGAAAGAGUUGAAAAGCUGUAUUGCACAUAAAUGCCUGUGGGUAUUUGUAUGCGUGUGUGUUUGUUUGAUUUCCACAGUUAAUAACCUGAAAGGAUGUAAGUGCUUUUACACAAUAUACAGACAGAAGUGGAGCCUUGGAGCCUUUCGUUUAUCUUUAGGGCAUAUCUGUUCCUCUAUUUGUACACUUGUGGUUGUGGUGCAGCAUAAAUGGUUCAUGUGUGUGCCUUGCCAGUCUUCAGCGUCUCUGCAGAGCCAGGAAACAGCUGGGCUCGAGUGUUUUUGUUCAAACUGCAGCCAUCUGAGUCCUUGGAAGUGUUGUGUUUAUGGUCCAAAGUAUCAAGCAGAGGACACCAUCCUUCAGUGUCAUAACAAGGUUGAAGAGUGGUCACCAGUUGGAUUGAAAGAAUAGUUAAAGAGGAGUUAUAAUACUAAGCCUUCAGGUUUUAAACUGCUCUUCUAAUAGCUUUGUAGAAGCUGUUUUAUGAUCCACUACUCAAAACUCUUUUUGGAAAACCUAAUUUUAACUACUGCUUCCUUAAGGCCUCCACCAGGGUUCUGGAAGCCUUCUCCACUGUUGCCAUGCCACAAAGUCCAAGCAUGUUUGGCCCUUAAUCUAACCUGGAAAGAUUGGAAAAGGACAAAACAUCCCCAUCAAUAACUAACAGAGCAGACUUUUCUAGUUAGCAUUAUGUUUAUUAUGCCCUUAUAAAGAGAUUUACCAAUUGGUGAUGUCACAGAUUGUACAGAUCUGGGGCUGCCCUCUCUAAAUCUUCAUGUGACUUUUUGUUCAAGUCAUUCAGAGCAGCCUGUGGCCUAAUUUAUGGACAGCUACGCUACAUUUGCAUCAUUUGAAACUUUACCUAGCAACUUAACUCAGUAUUGAUUUAUAAAAGAUAAAAAUGCAUAAUAUAACCACUGAAAAUGUCCAAUGAUAAGUGUUUUUAUGUGACACAACAAAUCCCAAGAUUCAUUGCGUACCAGCUCAGACAAGAAAGCAAAUUCUGGAGCAGCCGAGUUGCACACUCUCAAUCGUAAGUGAACUUUUUUGGUGGUUCUGAUGCAGGUCUCGUUGUUGCAAGGUGACAGGAGCAGCAUGUAGACACCAAAGGGUAAAGGCAAGGACAACAUGGAGGCACAAACAUGUAAUCGUUUGUAGAUAAGACCACCCCAUUAAGUUAGGCCUGAGCGAUCUCCCAGCCUGGUUCAUCAUAGGCUGUGUCCUUUGAAGCAUGUGAUUGACUUGCAAGACUCUUACGGCAUUAUCAUGUGUGUCAUGAAGCCAAAUAAGAGCUUGUAGUGAUAACGUUUUAUCGUAUUCAAAAUCUUCCUGUAAAAAUGAUUGGAGAUAGCCUUAAAUUUCAAUACAGAAUAAUCUGAGAAAUUGUUUAUAAUCAUUUACAUUUAAUUCUUUAUGAUAUGCCUGUCUGGAGUGGUUUGCAUACUGACCUUGGGGAUGACAUGACUCAUUACCACUCACUUAAUCAAAACAAAAAAACCCAGUAGCCUGAUUGACGUGUCAGCACUCAAAGUGUUAUCAUGUUGAUGUCAGCCUGGACAUAGAGAUUAAUGAAGCUGCUAGCUUUGCAGCAGCUCAGUAGCUCAGAACGAGCCCAUUCCCAACUAAUGAUAGACUUAACCCAGUACUUGUAUAGUAAGAGUUUUACUUAUAGGCAAUAAAUUGUUAUAUUGUGGUUUUCUGGACUCUAGAUGUGAUGCUUUGCCACAAAAAAAAGCAUCACUGCCAUAUUUUCAUGCAGUAAAGUCCUCCUUAAGACUCAAACAUAGAGCCUUGUGUUGCCAGAGCUUCUCAUUAUUAACUGCUGCUUAACAACCGUAAGCAUGUGUGUCUGUAUGUGUGUUUGUAUUGGACUGAUCUCAGGAUUAACCCCAGGCAGACCUCUCUCUGUCCUUCACCUGGUAAACCCCUCCGUACCAAAAUGGAUGAGCCUCUGUGUUUGUCCGCAUUCAUCAAAGUGUACUGUACAUGCAGUUGAUAAGUGCAAAGCUGUGGUUUGUUUCCUCUGUUUCCACUUAAUUUACCGGUGGGGAAACUUUCCAACUUUGGGUGUAACUGCUGUCACAAUCUUCUCAUAUUAGUGAGCUACAUUGCAAAGAAAGUGAUUUUUUUUCUCCCUCUCUUCCUUUUUGUUUCACUGCCCAGAUGGCAGGCUGGGCUAUCUGCUGCUAUGAUCUAAGUGGUAAAAUACCACCAUGCUGGGCAAGUUCCCCAAGCAUGAAAGGGGAAGAAAGAAAUGACUUUGAAACUGUGGGAAGAUGGACAGAAAAAAACAUCCCAAAGGACAAGAGAAGGGGGAAAGAGAAAUGAGCACACAGAGACUGAGGUGGAGAGACAGAGGUUAAAAGACAGGCAGCUGAAUUUAAGGUGAAAGUGUGAGGACUGAGAGGGGAGGGAGGAGAGGUGCAGAGAAAAAGGGAGAGAGAGAGAGAGUGCUUUAUUUCCUGUCCUCCAUGAAUAGGCAACAUAUUUCUCUGGAACAUUCCAUCCUCUGAGCUGGCCCGGCCUGUCACCAAGACUCUGGGUGCCAUACUCCUCCCCAUCUCCACAUUUCUUCUCAUUGCACUCUGCCUCACUCCUUUCCUCCUUGACAUAUCAGCUACUUCUUGAUUUUGCCGUUGUCUUUCCCCUUCAUGACCAUCUUUCCUCUGCAAUAGUGAGCUCACUUUAGUGUUUUGUUUAGAUUUGUCUGACCAACACCAAGAGGCAGAAAAAAACCCAUCAAAUUCUGUAAGUGAAAAGAUCUAAUAUUUGGUAUAAAAUUGUAAAAAAAUUAACAUGUUUUUAUCAAAAAAUAAGAUGUCAAAAAGGAAAAGCAAACUGCACAUUAUGUAUUGAAGGGACAAAUGAUUCAAACACAAAAACAUCAUCACCUCACAAUGCUAAAGCUGAUUGGAUUAACAAAUAAGUAGCGUAGAUGAUUGCAGAAGUGGUACCAGAGAUAUGUAGGAACAAACAAGAGUUAUAUUAUGAAUGCUUUAGAUAGCUCUGUGGUUUAAAUGCUCUAAAUAACAAAAGCUGUGUUCAGCAAAGUCUAAAUUUAUCGCAGUUUAUGAAAAGACCCCCAUUAAAUCACUCAAUAUUAAUAGUCUCUUUAUGUAAGUGGGGUUUCUACUUUGCAUAAAUAGGGAAGAGAGCAGAAGUACAUGUACAGUACUCACAGGCAUACGAGCAGUAAUUAAAUGCUGUGAUUCAAACAGACAUGUCUCUUUAGCUUUGGGUCGUAUUUAUCAACUCACAGCUGGUCAAAUAUUCCCAUUCAGAGAGGGUUCAUCUCACCAGAUUGUUAAAGAGCUCUGUAAAUGUAAAUAUACAGAAGUCUUCCUGGGUGGGAAAACAUCUUGAAUGAAUCUGCUGUCUGACGGUGUUUAGACUGUGGUUUUGGAAUCUCUGAUGGGAAUAGUCAAAUUAGCAGGUGAAACGUCUUAUUCUCCUCGACUGUAAAAUCCUAGCUGGAAGGAGUGGCACUUUGAAAUGAGGUUUUUUGAGGCUGUAUGGCUUGUGCUAUAGCGCCCUGAUGUCUUUAGUUUCCUAAGCUUUUCUCUUAGUUAUACUGUUUAGUGAAGGCUGUGUGUAAAAUGGAUAAUGUGCAAUAUACAGUGUGCUGUUUGUGGUUUUCUUUGGUAUGUGUUUCUCUGUUUAGCUCUGAGUUGCCUGAAGAUAUUAUAGUGGGUCAUACUACUAUGGAGACAGUUGAGCAUAUAUAUACAGCAUCUGAGGCAAAUUUCCCAAAAGGGACAAUGAAGUGUUUAGUAUCUUAUAGUGCUGUAUCGUAAAAUACUGUAUCACAUUGUACUGUCUCACAUUUUAUGGUACACUGCAUUGCAUCGCAUUGCAUAAUAUGUGUGAAGAUUCUGGAGAAAAUGUCAAAAAUUGGAGCAAUGUAGGAAACCGCUGUAAAUGAUUUUUUUUUUUUAAAUAAAAUAAGACUAAGACAGAAAGCAUGUGCUAUGGAAAUUAUGGGGAGCCAGUUUUUAAUCCGCGUUUAAACCCUUUCAGCGGUGUUGCACAGAAAAAGAAGAGUUUAAAAAAAGCUUUGAAACGCCUUUCAUGGUCAGUGUGGGCACAAAGUAAAUUACAUGCACUGAUUGUUGUCACUGUGAACAUAAAUCUUCAAACACAUCUGUCUCAUUACUCCAUAUUCAUUUACUUAAAUGUUACAGUAAAAUUAGAAACGUUGCAUCACAAAAUGCAAUGGCUCUGAAACAACACAGCUCUGUGCACCACCGAGACACACUUUUCCAUCAGUGUGCUACUAACACACACUCGGACAUACCAGCAGAAACAGACACCGUAACACGUGUGUCUGUGCCUCUUUAAACAUGUUCAGUACACACAGCCCCCCUUCACACACACAAAAACACACUUUCCUUUCCCACCCUUCCUCCUCCUCCUCCUCCCCUCUUCCUCUCCUCCUUUUGUUCUCUUCCCCCAUGAAGAGAAGGGUGAAUUGGACCUUGUUUUUGAUUACCAAAACUGUGGCAAACGGAUUUUCACAAAGUACUUUUGGUUUGGUAGAGUGAAGAACAGAAGGCUCUUCACUUUUCAGGGCCGAGACUGUGGAGUGUUGGUGGGUAGACUGGUCCUGAAAACACAGCUGGUGUCACUUUGAGAGGCCCAGUAAAAACAAGGUUCAUGUGAUGGCAUGUUGAGAAGUAUUUCACAUACUACAGUAAAAAACCCAACCCAAAUACUGUCAUAUUGAUACCAAACCCAACACUAUCAUACUCUCUAUUCAAGAUUACAUCAAUACAUGUGUUUGAUGGAAUGUGAGCGAGUGUUUUCAAUGCCUCUUUCUCCUCAGCUGCACUUACUGUGCCCUUGAGUGGAGGAGGGGCCUUCACAGAUUAGACACACCCCUUUUUUCCAUAUAUGGAAGAUAACACAGGCUCUUAAAGGAACAGAAGUGUGUGGAUGUGUUGUUUUGUCGUCUGGAGCACAAGUUCUUAAAUAACAGUGCUGGUUUGGAGCAGAAAGUGCUCAUUAUUACAGUUUCCACUAGCUUUGCUGUUAAAAAAAAACAGCUGCCAGUCUUAUUUCCUAUAGGAAACCUAGCAUCUCCUCUAUCUUCUGCCAUCUGUCUCUCAGUUUACCUUCCUCUGUCUGUUUUGUGGUCUCUUUGCCUUCAACCCCCUCCUCACCCUCCCUUGUCCCCACAUCUCUAUAUUUGGAGGCAUGAAGCUGAAGCUGUCUUGCACAUGCACCAAAACAACCCUGACAUACUUUCAUACCAAUCACACGCUGCAUCUAUCCGCAGGGACAGAUCAUAGCCCCACUUCCAAAGAAGUUAGGAUGCUGUGUAAAAUGUGUAUAACUGUAGAUCAUGUAGAUCCUGCAUUUAAUAGAAAAUACUACAAUGACUGUAUAUUCAGUCUUGAAACUGUCAAAUCUAUUACUAGCCAUUUAUUCCAGUUUUAAAUGUGGUGCCCAGAACAUGUUUCAAAGAUAAUGUCCCCAAGCAUAAUGUUCCAGAGAAAAAGUGUUUUCACUUUUACACAAUACAACCAAAAAUUCAGAGAAUCUGGGCAAAUCUUUGUACAGAAGGAACAAGGCCGAAAACCAGUACUGGUUCACCAUGACCUUCUGCCCCUCAUGCAGCGCUGCAUUGAAAAAAGGCAUGACUCUGUCGUGAAAACCUCUGCAUGGGCUGAAAAUCACUUCCAUAAUCUAUUACCUGUGAGUGCAGUUUGCUAAUCCACCUUUGUGUAACAGGUCAAAACAUAUUUGAUACAAAUAUUUCAGUUUCGAUUUCUGUUUUCACUGACAUUUUACAUACUGUCAAGACUUUUUGGGAAUUGGGGUUGUGCAUGUAGAGCUAAGAUGAUAAAUCAACCUUUAGUUGAUUGUACAGGUUUCAUAGUUUUUCAAUAAACAAAGAAAAAUAAUUAAAGCUCCUGUAAGGAACUCUCUGUUUCUGACCUUAAUUAUCUAAUAGUAAUGUCUUCUACCAAAAAUAAUAAACGUAUCAUUUUGACAUUUGACAAUCAAAUGUAUCAUUUAUUGAAAUAUUUUAUGGGGAAAAUGUAAAAACAGGGCUUUUUGUUUAGCUACUCAGAUGACACCUUACCCCCUUGCACCAGUUUCAGCAAUAAAUAAUAAAUAAUAAUAAAUUCUGAUAUGACAGUCAUCAAUGCUGUCACUGAUGGUCUUGUUUGCUUUUACACAUCAUAAAAAAAGCAACAACAUGAAUUUCAGUCUAUUCUAUUACUGUCAAAAAACUCCUCCUCAGCUUUAAUGAGUUACCCCAAAGUUUAAAAACUCCCUUAUUGUGCAUGUAUGCAUGCAGACUGGUGGACAGUUUAACAGCACUGCAACCAUAGUGUGGUACUUUUCAGUAAUGGCGAUGAACAUUUGUGUGUCAUUUGGAAGAAAAUGCAAUCUUGAAAACUAUCAAAGUCUUGAUUCAUCUUGCAGAAAUUUAGAAAGGGUUUCUUUUCUGUUUUAGCUUUUACACCUAGGUUGGUAGAGCCCACAUGAGCUGUUGUUUGUGCAUUUGAAUGACAAACGUAUAACCACAAAUCUUUUCUAUUGUAGUAACAUAGAUUAUGCAUAGAAACCUUUUAUAGCCUUACAAUCUGUACAACCCCUGUACAUAUGUCCUCUUUAUUUUUCUGUCAGACAAAGUUGAUGUAAUAAAAAUAGCAACGACCAGCAAUUGUGUUAUUUACAUCUUGUUUUGGAAACAGCCACAGGUUGCUAGAUAACACAGAGAAGUAGACGUAGAUGAGAAUAAAGACAGUGAGUCAGACACGAAGAAAAAGAGAGCUUCCUAUCAAUAGGUUUGUUUCACGUGUCAACCAGCAGUCAAUAACAAGUCAACCCUGGUUUCCCAAAUAAGGACAAGCCAUAAGCAUGUAGGUGUGUGUUUGUGUGGACAAAAUAUGUGUUCUUGACAGCUCCGAAUGCACAUAGUGCUUUGACUUGUGUAAUCUCCACCCACAAUGUGUGUGUCUGUGUGUGCAUGUGUUUGAGGUGAAAGAGCAAGUAUGCAGUGCACUUGCCGGCAGUGUGUGCACUUUAACCACACAGCUCCGUUCUAAAUAAUUCUUGCUUAGUCAACAUGCUGUUCCUUAUUAGCUAGCAGAUGGUAAAACACACACAAGCACAUACAUAACACACAGCUGAGGGCUCCUCCUGGUACUCAGCUGAUAAACUUUUUCACAUGCACUUCAUUCUUUAUCUGUACUCCAGCCACGGAUAAGCCUUCUUCACAUGUGCGUGGGGAUGCUAUAGGUGCUAUUUAUUUUCUUUUCAUGCUACACAACAGAGCGCCUGUGUGUGAGAGAAUUAGACAGUAAAGAAGGAAGGAGGUUUAUAGAUGUUUGCGUUUCUGUCCUCUAAAACAUCCACACCUUUGUGUUAAUGUUUCUCUUUGACUUGCAAAGAUACACACAUGUGGCUGGCACACUGUGGGAGAGGAUUAGGCAAGUUAAACACCUCACUCAAAACAUGCUUAAAGAUGUCAAGGACACACAUUUAACGCACAAAAACACACACACUGUGCUCUUUGGUCUUUCUACAGCAGAACAGGCCAAGCAGGAGGCAGGAGCAGGUGGGUGGAGUUUCAACUCCCUCCGCUCCUCCCUUUCCUUUACUCUUUGCUCCCAGCCAAUUGGAGCCACAGCCACUACAGCUGACCCCCCUUUUCUCCAGCCAAUCAGCUGUCUGCGUCUCCUCCCACCACCACCACCUUUCUUUCCUCUGUAUGCCUUCACUGCUGAGUGAGCAAAGCAUGCACAGCUCUAUCAGCUGAGAGGAAACCGACAGAAAGAAAAUAGAGAGAGCAGAAGCAAGAGAGAGCAAGAAGAGGGCUGAAAGGAGGGGCCUGAGAGAAGAUAGAGAAAAAGAAGAGAGGGUGAGGUAGAGGAGGGAUGGGAGGAGAGAGAAGAGGGGGGACGCUAGCAUGUGAAGUGGCUUUUGUAUUUGGGAUAUUUUGGAGGGGCGCGAAUGAGAGAAAGGAAGAAGGAGGGCAGGAGGGGGAGCUUGAGAGAGAAAAGGAGAGGAGGGGAAAACGAGAGAUGGGUGGGGGGUUCGAGCUGUCCGUGGGUUUUUGAUGUGUGAGGGUGGAGAGAGGUAGACAGGAAGAAAACAGAGAGAGAAACAGAGGUAGUGUAUGCUGUCAGGACUCUUGAAAACACAAACAGUGGUAGGGAGUGAAACUUGACUUGUUUCUGUCUCUUUAUCAACACCACCUAUUCAGGAAGGAGGAAGCACAAGGGGGGGGAGACAACAAACCGGAAAGUAGAGAUAGAGAAAAAGCAGUGGUAACACAGACAAGGACUGAGAGAAAAGGCAGCAGACUCCCCCAUCAAGCCACCACUCAAAUAGAGGAAGGAAGAGAGCGAGACAGCGAGAUAAAACCCCGGCGUUCUAAAGAGGGUGAGUGUCACAAGUUUUGUCCUGCUCGUUAUGUCAAGUGUACUAAUGUUCCUCCUGUCAUAUUGUCAGCUGGGUCGGGGUGACUCAACGUCUCCUAAAAUGGCCACAUGAAAGGCAGACGGACAGAUAGGGCCGGCAGACACACAGACGGGAGGGAGAGGGACCCCAUGUCAAACAGCAUUCUCAGCAACUAUGUCACUGAGCCAGCUUAGUUUAGACGGCCACAGCCUCUCCAGCUAAAGCUGUGUGUGUGUUUGGUGUUUCCCUGUCUGCUCAGAGGUUUCUACCACCUCCAGUCACUUCUCGUCUUCUAUCUUUAUCUGAUCCUCAAACACACUCACACCACACAGAGGUGGCUGUCAUUUCAUCCCCUUGUGCACUAAGACAUCAGAUUUCCCAACUCUAACUGUAAACCUGUAAACUAAUCAACAGGUGAUUAUUUGCAGGAGCACUUAGCAAGUGUGAGCGUGUGUGUGUGUUUGUUUAUCAACCUCCAGGCACAGCACAGGCUUGGGAGUAGCUCGGGCGGAGUGCUGCUAAGAGCUGAUGAGACAAUCAGGGCAUUUGGGAGGUUGCUAACUUCAUGCAGAUGUAAUCACACCUCUGUUACAGGCAGGGUGAAAAGGGUGGACUGAGGACACGGAGUGAGCAGCUGAGCAUCUAGAGACCAAAGCUUCCACAAAAGGCCCAUUCAAGUUGAAGACAUAACUCAUGUCACUGAUUGAAGAAACAUAAUCUCAGAUAGUUUUUAAACAGGGUGGAGGAUGAGCCUUAUGUGAAAGCCUACCGCUUACAAGAGGUUAUUUUUCGUAAGUAAAAACAUGAAAAGAAAAAUCAAUAUCAAGUUUAUAAUGAUGCAGUUUUUUUUUUCUCUUUUCUCGUUUUUGUUUAAUAGAAAGCUGCCUUCUGUCUGAAUAUCUUUGUUUUGUGCCUGAAGGAUAAAAAUAACCAAAAACAACACAAGCUAUCAAACGUGCUUUUUGGAUUACUGUGGAAUUGCAUCAGUGUGCAGCGUCUCCCUGAACACUAAAUCCUCUGACUAAAAACUAUUAAAGGGGACUGCUAGAGGGGAAGAGACUCUUAAAAUAUCCCUUUUUUUCUAUCAAGAUUUUAAAUUCAUACUCACAGCUUAUGAAAAUAAUGAGAUUAAGGAGGAAAUAGAGAUCAAACAACAUAGGUGUCCAAGGCUUAGCUUUUUGCCAUCAUCUCAGGUAUUUAACUGAUUCACAGUUUUUUGAAGCUAAGUUUGAAGUACACUUGAGGGCAGGGAAACAUGUUGAAAAUGCAAGGAAUUUCCCUGAAGAGCCACUUGUUUUAAAUGCAUGUGCAGUCUACAUACCAGAGAAGUACUGUGUAACAUAAACUGAAUAUUUGUAUUAUAGCAGAAGAAGAGCAUCUGUAAAGGGAGUAGGCAAGUCCUCAUAAAUGCAUACAGCUGUGAACAGAGCAGCUGUUUUCCUCCAUAAACAAUUUCUCAAAGGUGGAGUGCAAAUAAGAGCGUUCAGGAAGGAAGAAUAAGACGCAGCAGCGAUUUGUUUUUUCGGUUUCAGUGUGUUGUUAGUUUCAAAGAUCAGGGUUUCUGUAUGUGUGUGUUUGUAUUUGGCAUGUGGCACUAGUGUGUUGUGAUUGAAUGUGCCCGGGCCAAAUGUCAGGGUUUUUUUCCGAGGAUCGCUGCUGGCUGUGAACUCUACCCUCUUCACUCCCAUACAUUUCACUGAGAGCGGGUUUCUAGGUCAGGGCCAUCAGCAUACCUCUCAAUGAUGAGCUUGUUUAAACCUCUGUUUGUGUGAAUGUUUCAGUCAACCCAUGAGCAGCUCUUCAGAGUUUACAGGGAGCCACGAGGUCUUAAGUGGACAUUGGCCUGCUUUGCAGAUGUUUUCUGUACUCAUGGACUCUUUAGUUGUCACUCCAAUAACUGAGUGUCCCGGUCAAGGAAGUUUCCAGAUGGCUCUUCUUGGAACUAGUAACCCAGGAUAUUUAUUGGUCAUUUACUACAUGGUGAUCAACACUUGGUUCACUUGUGUGUUAGCCUUCAGAACCACCUCUUCGUGUUAAAAUUAAACGCCACUUCUGCUGUCCAUAAGUCAUCUGACCCAAGACUUCCGGCCUUUGACCUCUUGACUCCACAGUCCUCCCUGGCCUAAAGGAAAACACUGACUUGCACAUAUUUUAACACACAUCAGAAGUCAAAUAUCCUCCUUGAAGGAUGUGACCAUUCACUGAACAAAAUGUUUCAGCUCCACAGAGAGCAUGCCUCCAGUCAGGGGUGGGGGUGGGGGGAUGAACCUUGUGACCCAAGUCCUUCUAUAUAACUGAGUGAGACAGCAAGUGUUAAAUGAUGCAGUUUGUUAGACCUAUCUGAAGUCUAAAUUCUGCAUUUGAUAUUUGUUGUUUGAGAUGGCUGACCAGUCUAAAAAUCUCUGCGUGGAUAUUUAAAUGGCACGCCUUUUUCUCCUCCCAUUGUUCUCCCAUCAUAAAAAUGGGAAGCCAAACAUUUUUAUAUUGCACUUAUGAUUUAUUUGUAUCCAACACAUGCACAGAAGUGAACUGGCUGGUGGAGGGUUGAUGCCACACCCCUUCUGCUAACCUUUAACUUUUAGACAAACCAAAGACCCCUCAGGUCUGUACAGUCCAUGACAAAACAGAUAGUAUUGAUUUUAAAGCUGCUAUAACGAGUUUUUUUUAAGAAAUACAAAAGCAAACAAGACCAUAGUGAAAAGAUUGUUGUCUAUUAUUUUUAUUUUUUUCUUAGCAAAUACUGACCACUAACAUACAGGGAUGAAUUUUGUUCACUUUAUUGUGCAAACAUGCUUUAUGAAGCUUUUUCUGUGAAUUAGCUGGGAGUUAGUGUAAUUUGAAAUGGUUCACUGAUACACCGAAAGGGUUGCCAUUUAGCACAGUUUAUUGACACAACAUGUACUAUACCCACAAAGAUUUAAGUCUGUCCUCACACCACACUGGGUAGUUCCACCUGCUCGUGAUGUAUUCAUGCCCUCCUCAAGGUUUCCUACCGGAAUGUUGUUUCUUCCUGUUUCCCCCAUCCCUCUGCUCCUCCUCUUUUUCUCCCCGUCUCAGUCUAGCAGUUUCAGUGUUGUAGGGCGUCUCUCAUUCCUUUGUCUGUCAUCUCCUCAUUUCCACUCUCCUUCUUUCUCCUCUGACUGAUUGCUCGCUGCUGCACAUCAAGAGAUGCUGCAGAUGCAGGUUGCACCUUGCCUGCAAACCCUCACUGUCAUCCUAAGCAGCAUUCUGUCAGUGCGGUGUGAAGUGUGAUUUUGAGGUAUGAGCUAUUGUUUGCAAAUGAAUUUUUUAUUUUAUACUCUAUGCACUUUAUCAAUGAAUGUUUUAAGCUAGCAGAGGAGUAAAAUGGUCCGAAUAUGGAAUAACUGUUUCAGAACUGGUGUUUGGUUGUUGGCACUGGUUGAGGGCAGGUGCGAGUGUAUUGAAACCACUUCAAUGUACAGAGAUACAGAAGUAGAGUUCUGAAGUUUUCAUUUUGAGCUGACACAGACACACAAAAACCUGAAUCCUUUCUUGGGGUAAAGCCAAGGUGUUUCUACUCCUUUCUAGGCUCCUGGAUCAAACCUGGAAAGAGUUGGGCGGUCUCUGCCAGCCUCUGGCUCAGCUGGUUCAGAAUAAGGUCAGAAAUCCAGUGGGAACUUGCAGAGAACCUUUGGUACUUCCAGUGAGCUCUGGUAUAGGCAAGGACUAUUAAUACUCAAUGCUGACUCCUCUCUCAUACUUAACCCAUCCCCCACUCCCCGUUUUCCUGCCUCUGGGUGCUCACCCUCAUGGAGACUCCACCUGCCUGCAGGGUGUACAAACAGGUCGAGGUGAUCACUUGUGAUCAGUGGUGUUAUCUGAUGACCUCUGUAGAGGACGUGCUGUCUAUCUGUUGUUACUUGGUAAUGAUAUUUACCAGAUAUACCUGUUUGACUAAGACUGCAGUGUCCUGAGAAAUAUCAGUGUAACAAUCAAAUGCUCAAUAAAUCAAAUCCUAACUGACACAUUCUUCUUUACAAAUGUCGCUCCCAGCAAACAGAGUCUCUAAUAUAAAUUUUAAGAGUCUUUUUUAUGAUUCCUUUUCUUAAUAGAAGCCUAAUGCAGGAAAGAAAACACUAAGUUUUUUGCAGUGGCUAUUAUAUGGCAUACAGCUAAAGUAGCAUGCAGUUUACCCAGAUUUAUCUUUUCAGUAUAAAGAUUCAAAUUAUUAUUUACCAUUCCUAUUUGUGUGCUUGUGUAAAAUUAUAGCUUUUCCAAAACUUGUAGGAGGCACUUUGGAAAACCUCCUCAAUCUGGGUUUUCCCAAAAGCAUUGUGGUAUGAAAGCUAAGGGACCAUAUGUCAUGUGUGUAAUUACAGGUGAUAAAGGCUUUGUUCACUCGUUCCUUGAAUCAUCAUGUGAAUCUUUGUUUGCAGUGUUAGGGAAACAAUAUGGUGGGAUUUAUUUUAUAGCAGUUAGACUACAUCUGUUAUAAUGCUUAAAGGAGGUUUUGUAGAGUCUGUUGGGAUCAAACAAGCACCAACCUUGGGUCUUGGGAGAUGACGCCAUUGUGUAAGUACUAAAAAGUUAGGUUGAGUAAGCAUUUCCAGGAUGGCAUCUGGUGUACAGGGGCUCCAAAACUCUGCUUCAGGAACCAAGGGUUGACAUCACUGAGGCUACAACCAUUGUUUUUUGAUCUGGAUCACUUUACCAUGGCUGGCAGAUGUCUACCCGGUUUUUGAUGAAGUUGAAGAGUGCAUUGUCUCAUAUGGAUGGAAAAGAAAACAAAACUCAAUACUCAGUCAUCUCAGCACCAUCAGCCAGGCAAUUUCAACACAUUUGAUUGAUUAUGUUGAAUACAGGCAGUGCCCCUCUGGAUUAGUUACCUACUUUUACAGUAUUCAACACUCUGUGCACUUUCACCAGCGUACACAUUACAAGUGUAUUGAAAUCACCCACUGUAUGAGCAACUUUCAUAAUCUGUUUCCUCUUUCUCAGAGGUAUUUUCCUUCCUCUUACUUGUUCUGUACGCAUACGUCAGCGCCUCUGUGCUCAUAAUGGGUCUCUUCAUGCGUCGCUGAACUUUCGUCAUGUUGAUUUAAAGAGAAUUACAAACUAAGUGAAGUAACCAGUUACUAUCAUGUCUUUCUAAAUAGGAACUGACAGCAUUUCUCUUCUUCUCUUCUUUACAUGGUUGCCAGCUGGGUGUUUGUCAGAUUAGCUUUCUUGGCUUUUUAAUAAACUCCUCCAACUGUCAAAUAAAAAAAAUUCAAGCCUGGGAUUUAAUUUGUUAGCACUUCAAGUGGAUUCUUUUGCCUGCUUUAGGUUAACACCACAAAGGCCCUUUUUUAUGGACGUUUUUGGCCGGGUGUUCACACCUCAUGGAGCACAGCCAUAUUUUUCUGUUUGAAGUUAUUUUCUUGGAGGAGCAUCUUUGCAGAUCUGUCCCUGCCCCCCCCCCAACACCCCCCACCGUCCAUCCUCUCUUCUGUAGCGCUGCCUCUCUUUCUCCCUCUUUGUGGCCAAGCACAAAGGAGCUGUUAUCCUUGGGCUACUGGUUGCCAUAACAACAGCUCACUGUGACUCCCCCCUCUCUUUUAACAUUCCCAAGUUCUGGUCCAAGUGGGUCGGUAAACGUCCUGCUUCUCUUGGCCUUGCAGCAGUUAGUGCCAGGCUAGAACCCUAAAUAUCAACUUCCUGGGGGCCCCGAUGUUUGAUCCUCUAUGGUGUUUGAUCCGCUACUAAGAGUGUGUGGGUUUUUUUAAAUCAAAAUGGGGUUUAAGGUUAUAAAAAAUAAAACAAAAUAAGAGGUUUUUUUUUUCAGAUGUACCUCUCUAAUUUCUUUGAGUCCACCUUUUGUUAUUCAUGUUUUUGUAUUGUGUUUUCAUGAAGUGAUGAGACAAACGCAAAAGACUGAGCACUGAUUUGCUUCUUUCUGUCUCUGUCUCAUCAGGAAUUCUGGGUGGAAUGACUCUGCCAUGACGCCACAGCUGUUUCACACCCCACGCCCAGGUGACCAAGGAGGGUGUGUCUGCUUUUCAGUCUACCAGAAAUGGAUCCCCUAUAGAGUUACCUACAACUCAGGUUUAGAGACAUUUCCUCUUCACGACCUCCUGCAUCACUGACACUCCAUCUUCAGGUGAGGAUAAGCCCUCCAGUUGUUGGCUGCAGAUCAGUUUGUAUCAAACAUCUUUCUUAAAUAAUCAAGUAGAAUGCAAUUAAUAGUUUGUUGCUUCUAAUUUCUUAAAAACACUCACUGAAAAAACUUUACACAAGCAUAUAAACAUAAUACACUAUAUAAAAAAACAACACUUUCCUAACUUCAAAUCCUAAAUGAGAAGCAAAUCUGUCAUAUUGCCAUUUAUUUAUUUAUUUUACUAAUAAAUCACCUACAUUGUCUUUCAUUGUUUCCUCAGGCUGUAGCUCCCAUUCCCACCACCUCCACUCCUGCUCCUCUUGGAGUCCUUAUUGUUUCGAUUUCCUAUCUUGGGAUGUUGGCGUGGUUUCAUGGCAGCUGCCAUGGAGAUGGAUUGGUUUCGUUAGUCGGCUAUUUUGAACACAACCUCCAGAUGUUGGGCCAUAUGCAAGUUGUCCACACGGGCAGAAGUAGACAAGGACGAGCACAGAGGUGAGAUUUGGAUCUGAUUCUGUUAACUUGGAGAGUUUAGCUUUUGCCUUGCCUAAAUUGCUUGGAUUGAAGUGUCCCCUCAGAGCUAUUAAAGCUGCUUUUGACCUUGACCAUUCAAACAGGAAGGAAAACAGCUCUUUAUGUUGAACUAAACUCUAUGAUGAAUGUAAGCACUUGAGUUCACCCCUGAUUUAAUGACAGUAAUGCUGUCUGAGGUCGGAAAAGGUUGUCUUAACUUUGAUAAAUUCCACCAUUAGUUCAUAAAGUUGUGAUAAAAGUGUCAUCUUAGUUUACAUGGAGGGAAGUGUUUCUAAACUAACAAUCAGUGGAGUUCCCUACAGUCACAAUAAAAAAGGAUUAACAUUUUUAAUUAUUAUGGUUAUUGUUAAUCACUUAAUGGAAAUCCAUCCUGAAAAAAAACUGUUCUGUCCUCUCAGGUGCUGUGCAGCUCAGCUUCCUGAAUCCCGUUUGUCAACUUCCCAGCAGGAUCUAUAGGACGUCUUGCUCUGCCUCCUGACACUUGUGAGGAACAACCAGACCUUGUUGCGUAAAAAGUUAGUCAGGACUCUUACCCUACAGCAAAGUCACCAUGCGGCACAUCCACGUGGAACUAGCCCACAAAAAGGCUCCAUUAGAACUCCCAGCCCAGGAGGGGGACCUGCCUCCACCCACAACCCCAACACAGGGACUGGACCCCGGGGUCAGACCAGGGGCGCCCAGGCACUUUGGCCAAGAGGAGUUGCGGCUUCAAAAGGUCUAUCAGCUCUCCAUUUUCUCCCAGUUGGGGGGAUUUUCUACCUCCACAGAAUCCCACACUGAUACUGCACAGAGACCAGUCCGGUUGGCUGUGAAAAGAGGGCUAGAGGAGCCCCAAGUGACUCCUAAGCGACCCCACCUGGGUGACUGCUCAGACCAGGAUAUAUUAGAAGGAGGGGUCCUUUGUGGGCCUGCCCCAGCUCAAGGUGUUGGGGUUGGGUUAGUAGCAGGCCCUGGUGGGGUUGGUUCUGUUUAUUCUUGCACACAGCUAGAGCACAGAGACUCUGAGGGGGGACUGUCACCCAGGUCUCCUUCCCUCUCCCCAAUCCACAACCCUUCCCGACGCCCUACGCAGCACAAUCAUGACAGGCCCGUUCCUGAUGUAUUUGCUCCUCUCUCGCCCAAAUCCCCCCCAAUGUGUGACCCACAUGGUCACCUCUCCGACCAGGGUUAUUCCCCUGGGAGCUCAGCCAGAACUGAAACUCCCAAUGGGGGCCGCACACCCACAUAUUCAAAUGAAAGUUAUAGUAACGGCUCAUCUGGAGGUCAGCCCAGUCCUCACUUAUAUGAAGUGUCCACUUAUGAGACUCCCAACCCUGCUAGCCCCACCAGCCCCCCAGGCCCUUUCUCCCCUCCACACCACACAGAGUUGCAGGAGCCAGGGGAGGCCACCGAAUGGGACGUUGGACUAGAAUCCUCCCCACCCGAGAGAAGUGCCACCCAGGCUGCAUCCUCUCCCUCUAAUGGCCUGGCUUUCUGGGAGAAAACUCCCAGCAGUAACAGCCACCGUCUCUCCUCUGGAGGCCACUGGCCGGCCAAGAAAAGGCUACUAUCCCCGAGCGACACGGGGGACUCAUGUUCAGAAGAUGAGGGACCCUCAACAUCAAAGAGGAGCAGGCUGUCACUGCUGGCUACAGGACUGGGCCCGGCUUCAUGUCGCAGCACUGAUGCUAAAGCUGCACCUUACUGGAACCAUCUGCUGCCCUCUGCAUGGGACCGACCCAAGGUUAGCACCAUUACCAGCAUACACAGACACACACCGCUACCAGAAAUGUUCUACUGCACUGGCAAAUAGUUCACAUUUGUUCUUUUUUUACAUUGAUUGCAACAUAGCAGCUCCAGCUAAUUUACAAGUUAGCGUAGCACAGAUGGUAAAGAUGACAUUGAUCACAUUGACUUUAACCAAACUUUGCACUUUUAGUAGCAGAAACUCAGUUAGCUUCUUUGAUUUUAUUUUUCUAAGCAGCAAAAAGUCUAAAAUUUAUGACCCACAAAAAUGUACCCUUGAGUCUUUGACUACAUCAGUUAAAUGUUUAAAAGAAAUAACCGUUAGGGAGUUGUCAGUUGUCUUUUUUAUGUUCAGAUUACACAGUUUUCCAACCCUAAAUUACUACCUCAGAAGGGAAGCUUUGGUAUUUUUAUUUAGGCAUACAGCAUGAGCACAUUUGUAUGCUAAUACUGUCCUUUUACAGCUAAAAACUUUGAGUCCACCGUAUACUGAGGCUCCUAAAGCUUUAAGUUCUGUAAAAAGAAUAGCUGUUCAGAGAAAGUGUUUGAUGGUAAGACAUCUUUGAGCCUUGACAGCGUCAGAAAGGAGGCUGAUGCAUAAAUAAAGGGAAACUAAGAGAAGGAAUAAAAGUGAAAGAAUGAAGUGAAGGCCGGUUCAUUAUCGCACCAUGCUGGAAAAGGCAGAGUAGCUCGAGAAUAAAGCCCAUUGAGGGAGGCUCCAUUGUUCCCUCACACGAGUGUGCUCUGUCUCUCACACAUGUACACACACACGCACAUGCACACACACACGUAUAUGCAUACAUCCUGUUAAAAAAUAAAAGAUUCUGGAAGGUAACUGACUAUUUUUGAACACUGGGAGGCUGGAAAAUGAGUUCACUCAGGGGGACAAUAGGGUUCAUCAGGUCACUAGUUCGGCUUCAUUCAGUGGUGGUAUCUCUGUGACUACAGUUGUUUAGUGUAUGUACGAGGGAGCACAGGCAGAUUUAUUAAGGGAGGACUUGAAGAUUUAAGGACAGAGAAGUCAGUUGACGAUAGAACUAAAGAAAAGAAGAGGGUCUUGACUUCAUCUGGAAAUAAAAACUAGAAAAAGUAAAAAGACACAAAACAGCAAGAAAGAGUAGUAGUCUAAAAUGCUUUCUAUGGUUUUAAGUAAUUGUUACAAUGAGAUGACAAGCUGACGAAGAGCUCUACGGCUAGAAAGCCAGUGUAUCCAAGGGUUAGCUUGUACCAGUAAGCUAACCAUGUGUGAUGGAUUCGCUGUUAGCAAGUGGCCAGCAGGUAGUGUGAGUUUGGCUAGUGAUGAGUCACCUGACAGAUUGCUAGCCCUCAUGAUGAAUAGUAGUCAGGAAAUGGGGAACUUUUUUGUGUCUGAUGCAACGUCCAACAGCCAGUGUUCAGUAAGUAAGAGGACACCCAGAAUAAGCAAUAAAACAUACAAACUAUAUCUGUAUAGAAAUGAAGUGCAAACAAAAUUCAGGAUGUUAAAUGAUGGUUACUUUAAUUUCUUGCUCUUUUUGUUCAGACUGCCACAGACUGCACGAGAUCAGGGAGAAGACUCAAAAGUGGGCUCCGGCUUAAAAGGUGAGUGCUCCAUCCAUUUCAGGCAAAGUCAUUCACUCAUGAUUAUAAAAGUGGCUUUGAAAGGGAUACAGGAAGAAGAAUGUAAACUCCAGCAGGUGCACUGAGUCAGAGUUUGUAAGUGCAUGUACACAUCUGGAUGUUGACUGCAACAGAGUCAACACAGUGAAAGAAGGUGGGAGUCAGCGUAGGUUGCAUUUUAACCUAAAUUAAAGGGUACUUUGUCUGGACUUGAAUACUCAGACACACUCAGAGGCAUGUGACAUGCCAGUUAAGACAAAAUUAGUGUCAUCUUAACCACUAACCAACGGUCUGUUCUGUGUGUGUUUGUGGUCGUAUUCAGUCGGCAGCUGCGCAGCGGGAGACACACAGACAGCAGCCACUCCACGCGUUCCAGCUGGCCGUCAUCAUCCAUCAGUAGAGCACUUCUCGGCAACUUUGAGGUAAAAACGUGAAAGAUUUUUGAUAACUUCCGGAGAUACUCGAAGCAAAUAUGGCAUCAGUUUAAAACGGGUGUGCUGAGAAAUCAAGAUGCAAACCCAGAGUUUAAUUUACAUCAGGCGAACAGGCUGAGCCCCAGUUUUCAAACACAGCAGCUUUUACUCAAAUCUGUGAUGACUUUGACUAAAGGCUUAUUUUGUCCGGAGUAAAUUAUACAUCAAAGGUUAUAGUCUUUCUCUCAGUUGCUGAUUUCAUAGCAUCAUUUAGUUGUUGUGACUAUUACUGUCAGAGACAUCCUACAUACCUCAGCCCAAAAGACCCAAUUAUUUGAUAUCCACAGUGUUAUAGAAUAUAUUCAUAUCCUUUUUCAAAGAGCACCUGUGGUUUAUGAAAUUGUUAAGCCUGGUUAUGGUGUCAUAAUGUCAGUUCACACUUUCAAAAUAUCACUAUCUUGGCUUUUACUGCUCACUGUAUUAUUGUGUACGAUGCUUUCUUGGCUCAUAUGGUAAUUUAAAUACAUGAAAUAUGGCCCCUUUAAUAUUUUACAGUGACUGUGGGGUUCUGUAUUCUCAAAUCUCCGCACAGCAGUGACAGGGUUCCUACGCAAGUAUGAAAAGUAUGGAAGUAAUUUGAUCAAUUUCCAGGUCUUUAAAAGUACGGAAAAUGAAAAAUAAAGAAUGGAAAAAUAUUUAUGUUAACAGACUAUAUUACCACAGUUAUAAAAUACCCUUUUCUAAAAUAGAAAAGUAGGUAUUUCCAAAAAUAAUUCUAAAAAGUAGGGUAUGGAAAAGUAUGGACAUUCCAAAUGUUAACCCUUUCCUGAACAGGCACUAAGUAAAGUAUGAUGAUAUUUAUAUAAAUGACUAACUUCCCUCUUUUCUCCAUUUUGUGUCACAGGAGUCCAUACUGAAGGGACGAUUCUCCCCGUCGGGAAGGAUCGAAGGCUUCACGGCGGAGAUUGGCGCCAGUGGCUCCUAUUGCCCUCAGCACGUCACUCUGCCCGUGCAGGUUACAUACUAUGACAUCUCAGAGCACAGCGCGCCCUCGCCAUUCCUGGUCAGUGUCCUUUGUUUGUAUUCGCCUUAGUUUGUACAAAAGUACACAAUAUUUUGCACAAAUACACAAACAAUGAACCAAACAAAAAACAGACGCUGUUUGUUUCACAUGGGAGGUUGUUUGUUUUCUAGAAUUACAAUAAAUCACUCCUAGAAAGAGCUCAAAGAGAUCCGAGCAACUACCCAAAACAAAUACAGGAUUGGCGUCAAGAAGGUUGAUGUCUGCUCACGUCUUCAGAACCAGAUGUACAAAACCCAAAUGUUUUCAAUGAAGCCUUUUUCUACAUCUGUCAACAACAUCACUUAAUACCACAUAUUCAUCACAUAUUGAUUAUAUACUAGAAAAUUAUCUAUCUUUAGAUGGGACUAGCUUUAAUAUGUGAGUUUAAACCCUGUUUUUUUAGACAUGUUGAACUGUGUUUGCUGUUACCCUGGACCGUUUGGAAACCAGCUGUUGUUAGUUUCUUUGUUCUUCGCCUCAUGUUUAUGCUGACUUAUUGUGUGCUAUAAUUGGUGAAUGUCAAACCUCAUUGAACUCAGUUAUUUGAACUUAAAAUUACCUCUCACCACUGUAUGAUUCAUUGUGUGGCUUCCUUUGUAACAAAAAAAACUUUCUACUUUGGAAUAAGUCAUUGUAUAUUAUUGAUUUUGUUUUUGCUGGGUUGAUUAGGUUAGCUUUACAGGGGCAGACAUGUCUAAGAUUACCUAUUACAAUACUGCUGUCAAACAACUGCCACCUUAUAGUUAAAGUGUAAGUUUAAGCAUCCAACCCACAGCCAGGUUUUGGCAUGAAAGUUCACAGUAGGUGGAGGAAACACAAGAAUAUUCAUUACAGUUAUUGUGAAUGCCAUGUCUCUCUCUGUCUCCCUCACAGGGGGUGAUAUCCCUCGAGCCUCUUGGAAAGAAAGGAUAUAGUAUACCCAAAGCAGGGACCAUACAAGUGGUAGGUUCUCAUAAUUUCCUCAGCAUCUCACUCUGAUCUGGAGAAAAACAGGUUAACUCUGAGUUGUAAUCUCUGUUACUACAGUGAUUUGACAUAAUGAGGUAGAAUUAUGUUGAAUUCAUGAGUGUUGUGUUAAAAGAGGACACGUUUUUGUCAUUUGAGUUUAAGAAAAGGUUUAAUGCAGUCUAAUGUUCCUUUUUAAAAUAUGUUUCCAUUUGUCCUCAGACCUUAUUUAAUCCCAACAAAACUGUGGUGAAGAUGUUCCUGGUGACCUACAACUUCAGCGACAUGCCCGUCAAUCACAUGACCUUCCUGCGCCACCGUAUCUUUCUGGUGCCCGUAGAGGAAGGGGCUGAGGGGAGGAGCGAGGCAUCACCAGGGGGUGUAGUGCUAGACAGGAAGAAGAUUCUUUGCUACCUGAUACAUCUCAGGUAUGGCUGAGUUUCCAGCUGUCUGAACAAGCUUUUGUUCUUACAUUUUGUUUGACUGUGAGGAAAAGUGUCAUAGAGUUGCAAUAAUAGUGUCAAAGUUUAAAGACUGCUGUGAGGAGCUUUGGUGAUCUUGUUGGCAAAGUGGUACGAAGUAAAUGCAUUGAUAAUUAAACAAGGUGUGGUUAAAAAUGUAAAUAUUUUGGUUCCAUUUCUCAGAUUCCAGAGCUCCAAAUCUGGGAAGAUCUACUUGCACAAUGAUAUUCGGCUGCUAUUCUCCCGCAAAUCCAUCGAAGUGGACACGGGGAUCCCUUAUGAGCUGAAAUCUUUCACCGAGGUGCCAAGAAACCCCAAAUACUCCCCCCGUGUGUGACCCCAGCUUGAACCAUUUGACCUUCUCCAACAUCAGUGCAGCCCCUCCUGUGCUUCCUAAAAAGGAGGAAGGGAAAAAGACUGACUGCAAAAAUGAUGGACGCAAAACUUGAUGAGACUUGAUGAGACGCACCACAUGCACAUGUGACACACACCUGCACAUUUAGUACAGUGUUAGGUAGAGUAUCAGUCCUGCUUCUGUGCAUUUGUUCUCAUUUAUAAAAAAAAAAAAAAAGUGAAAAUAUGACAGUUUUGAGAAAUAUGCGUGCAGUCAGAAGCAGGACUUUUACAUCUUCUAAUUCUGUUCAAAAAUAAAAUUGCACAAACACAGACACACACCAAAAUAAACUGACAAGACUUGCACACAGCACAUACUACACACUUCACAACUGAAACACUUCUGGUGUCGACUCUUCAGUGCUAACAUGCAUGCCUUGUGACUAAAACACCUGAAUUUUCCUCUAGUGCCGUAUCACACUGUCCUUCACUCUGCCUGCAGCUUCGUUCAUUUCAUCGGACCAGUUACAUCCAUAAACAUUAAUUGACAAAAGUCCAUAAACAUUUAGCACAUUGCACACCGUCUGAAGUUGAGGAACUGAGACACAAACACUCGUGAAGGUGAAGGCUGAAAAGAAUUAGUCAUUUUGAAUAAAAUGUUUUUGUUGUUUAAAACCAGGUUCACAAGAAAGAUGCUUGUAUGAUUUGACCAAACUCAGGACAUCUGAUGAAGAAUAAUUUCACUUCCCACAGUUUCACAAAUCAUGGUACAUACCACUGUGUUCACUUUAUGCCAGGAGGGUCAUACCAUGCCAUGAAAACAGGGGAAUCCAGUCAAUUUUAUGUAGCCAGACUGAGGGACACUGUGCUGAUUUCUUUUAAAAAAAAAAAAAAAAAAAAAAAAAAGGAUUUUCUUUUUAGAUUCUGCUCAGAACAGACCAGUGUUGGAGCAGAAAAUGAAAAAAACAACAAGCUGUAGUAGUUUUUAAUUUAUGUUUUUUCGCAAAUGUCUUAAAAAGCAAUAUGCUGCACAAAGUAGAGUGUGUUUUUCAGCCAGACGAGCUUUCUCUUUGGAGGUGGGGAAUCGAGAAAGCAAAGAACUGGGAGUGAGGGAAGGAAAGGGAGUGAGGGAGGGAAGGGUGGAUGGGUAUUUAAUACGGGGGGAAAAAAGUCUAUGUAUAUUUAAAAGAAUAAACUCUGCGACUGGCGAGUAGCACCUGGUUAUUGUUUGUUGCCUUUUUUUUAAAGCUCCUGUCAUUUUUUUUUUACUUUUUAGCAACAAGACAAACUUAAAGCUCCCCCUCCCCCAAGCACCCUCUUUCAACAAAGUAGUCAUUAUUAUCUUAUUUUGGUUUGUCCUUAUAUUAUUUUGCAAAAAAACCCAAAACCUCUUCUGUUAUCUUUUACAGUGGAAUUCAGCCCUUGUUGUGAAUAUUAGGGGAAAGUAAAAGCUCCUUGAGUAUAUAACUAACCCCUCACAGCAAUUUCAGGCUCUUAACAACACAACGUAGACAUAGUCAAUCAUGUCUCUAUUGCUUUUAUACAUCCUAAGGACACAUCACUGUUCGUUUGAGUCUGCUUCAAAAACUUCUCACUGUAACUUUAAAUUAACAGUGAUGCCAUUCUGUGAGCUGCAAAAACAAACACGAACAUCAGUGAAAUGAUGAUCAUAGUAAUCCGUAAUGUCUCAAUCAAACUAAUAAACCACACUCUACUGAAA
This is a messenger RNA of Xyrichtys novacula (pearly razorfish), 28917 nucleotides long. NCBI's taxonomy places the organism in Eukaryota, Metazoa, Chordata, Actinopteri, Labriformes, Labridae. The record is from the annotation of a GenBank genome assembly.